This is a messenger RNA of Oreochromis niloticus (Nile tilapia), 2186 nucleotides long. RefSeq lists its product as uncharacterized. NCBI's taxonomy places the organism in Eukaryota, Metazoa, Chordata, Actinopteri, Cichliformes, Cichlidae. The record is from RefSeq and is a predicted model, not a curated record. Bases 82 to 1788 code for a protein of 568 amino acids. The transcript has 2 exons.
GAAACACAAAACAACCUGGUUGUUAAAACAAAGACAAGGCAGACGCAGAGAAACGCAGACGCAAACGCUGAAACAUCUAAAAUGGCAGAAGCAAAAACAAAAAUGGUCGUCACACCAAAAAUAACUAUCUUGCAAAGACCAAAAAAUGAGCUUGAAAAUGCCGGAAGACCAAAUCCUGGAAAGUCUGCUGUGGCACAAGCUCAAACAGAAAUGGUCGUCACACCAAAAAUAACUAUCUUGCAAAGACCAAAAAAUGAGCUUGACGAAGCCAGAAGACCAAAUCCUGGAAAGUCUUCUGUGGCACAAGCUCAAACAGAAAUGGUCGUCACACCAAAAAUAACUAUCUUGCAAAGACCAAAAAAUGAGCUUGAAAAUGCCGGAAGACCAAAUCCUGGAAAGUCUGCUGUGGCACAAGCUCAAACAGAAAUGGUCGUCACACCAAAAAUAACUAUCUUGCAAAGACCAAAAAAUGAGCUUGAAAAUGCCGGAAGACCAAAUCCUGGAAAGUCUGCUGUGGCACAAACUCAAAAGGAAAUGGUUGUGAAACCAAAGAAAACCAAAAAGCAAAAAGAGAAAAGAGUGGCCGAGGAACCAAGAAGACCAAUUACUCGGGCAUAUGCUCGGGCUCUUCUAGAAGCUCAAAACAACAUGGCUGAUGGAACAAACCCGAGUAAUAAAGAAAUGCCAGAAAUACCAGAAAACACUGAAGCAUCUUCUGAAAGGCAAAACCCUGAAUCCCUCACUCUUUCAGAAGCAAAGGAGGAUAUGAAGAUGAAGAGAGAGGGAAAUGUGAAUAACCCCAGCGGACAGAACCCUGGGCCUAACAGAGGGACUUGGCAACAUCAGCCCAAUCCCACAUUUACACCCCAUCAGGGAAGAGUCCACUUUAAUCCGUGGCACGAGAUUGCUGCUCUCAGACAGCAACUGCAAGUCUCCCAAAACUAUCAGAACGAUCUUUAUUGGAAAAUGGUAGCUGCUAACAAGAGGGCCUCUUAUUACCAGUUUCAGGUGAACAACCUUCAUGCACAAAUGCAUGACAACAAAAGACAUCAUGAGGAAACAAUUAAAGACCUCGUAGAGCAGCUGGAGGAGGCUUUUAGCAAUAAGAGAGAGACAGAGGCUCUCACAAAUGACAAUGAAGCAUUUGUCAAACUUGAUGAGGUGAUGCUUACCCUGCAGGACCAAAUCAGCCACCCUGCCACAGAGCAGUGUGUGGAGUCUACCACUCAAACCAAAGAGGCUUCACACACUGACUCUAUAGGCCUGAAGUCCUCUAAGGAGGCUGAAUUUGAGGUCCAAUGUAGGAUUCAACAAGAGCAGAUAGAGAUGCUCCAGAAACAGCUCCUAGCAGCUCAAAAUCAGCUCAAAGAACAGGCCAUUAAACAUAGGCAGGAGCAGGAGGCACGCAAAACAGAAAUCAGUGACCUCAAAUCCCAGCUCUGCUCCAAUGAUUCGAAGGUAGAGACUCUUGAGCGAGAGCUGGAAGAAGCCAAAGCUUCCUCCCUUAAAAUCCCAAAGGAGCAAAACGAACAAAAUUCCAUCGAUGCAAAUGAAAUGCAAAAAUCUGAGCCUCUGAAAGAAAAAGGCACUGGAGGAGAGAAGAAGAUAGGAAAAGAGGACUCGCCUGCAUUGUCUGUACAGGAAUCUUUGCAAAGACUGCAAGAAAAACAGAAAAUGCUUACUGCCAAGGUGGCUGACCUCGAAACUGAAGUUAAGAGCCUGCCAGAGAUACCGCCAAGUAAGAAAAAGAAGAAGAAGCGGAACUGGCUGCGUCGCCUUUUCACCUAAUUGGUCUCAACAUCAUGUCCUAAAAAUCAUAUUUAUAUACAACUAAAUUGUCAGUGAACAUUUGAAUCCCACUCGGUCGAGACAGAAGGCCACCCCUUCCUGAGCCCGGUUCUGUCAGAGGUUUCUCCCUAUUAAGAGGGAGUUUUUCCUCUCCACUGUCGCCAAGUGCUUGCUCAUGGGGGAUUUGGGGACUUUUUUUUAACAUCAACCGCUGAUAAGCUCACUGGCAUCAAAUUUAGGACUCGGCAAAUAUUUAAAUGGAUGAGGAAUCAUCCAUUUAAAACAUAUUUGCUGAGUCAUAUUUAGUUGUAUAUAAAUAUGAUUUCUGGGACACUAAGGCCAAUCUCAGACUAAUUUGGACAAUUGGGAAAAAAAUAAAUUGGAAAAAUAGAAAAAAA